Molecule: messenger RNA, 900 nt
Organism: Entrophospora sp. SA101
Lineage: Eukaryota; Fungi; Glomeromycota; Glomeromycetes; Entrophosporales; Entrophosporaceae
Source: the annotation of a GenBank genome assembly
AUGACUACUUAUUUUCAAUGUUUAGAAGAUGAUCAAAAAUUUCCAUUGCAAUUACUUAAAGAAUCAUCACCUUCUUUUGAUUAUCCAAUAUUCUUGAGACAUUUAUGUUGUAAUACAAUGAUGAUUGUUAUUGAAUUAUGGUUUGAUAACUUUUUAUCAAAUGGAAUUAAAAGCGACGAAGAAGAGACGUGUUUAAGACUGUUAGUAAGACAAUUUUUAAAAUUAAUUAUGAGUAAAACACCAUCAUUGGAAACUUUAAUACUAUGGAAGAAUUCGUUGAAUGGCUAUAAUAUAAUACUCGCAGAAUCGUUAACCAAUUGUAAUCCAAACACAUUAACUUGUUUAAAUGGACUGAGUGUUUUGAAAUUAGAUGGAAAUUACAACGAUUUAGAUUUAUAUUUAUUGACAAAGAAAUGUUCAAAAUUAAAAAAAAUAAUAAUAAACUGUGAAAUUAAUUCGAAUGGAUUAAAUUUAUUAAAUAAUUUGAUUAGAGUCCAAAAUUGUUUGAAGGUAUUUAAAUUAGGAUUUAAACCGGAAAAUAAUUUAUUUACAAAUAAAGUUAAACUUGGAUUGUUGGAUUCUUUAUCAUUGCAUCAAAAUACUUUAGGUAUAAUAGAAUUUAACAGAUGUAAUUUCAUUGACUGUGUGCCAGUGGAACCAUUGAAACAUAUUAAAAAUCUAAAGGAACUAAUAUUUUGGAAAUGUAUCAAUUUAACACCAGAAAAGAUGUUUCCGUUGAGAGAUUUGAAUUUCAAUGAAUUAGAAAAAUUGGAAAUUUAUGUUCAUCCGGGAAUUUCGUCAGACUUGAUAAUUAAAAUAAUUAAAAGCUCAAACAACAAAUUAAAAAAUUUAAGAUUAGCUGGUAUAACACCACAAAAUGACCUGUCAAAAGUAAGCUAG